AUGUGCAUAUCCACUGCAGCAUCAGGAAUUUCUGGAACUGGUGCUUUCCUUUCAAAAGCAGCCUUAAAAAUUGGCCUUGCCAAGCUGAAAGAGGCUAUGGCACAAAGCAGUCUUGAAGAGCUGGUAGUUGAGCCUCGUCAAGAAUUAGUUGCCUUAGAAAAGGCCAAGCUUGACAUUGCAAUCACAGGGGUGUCAGGUGCUGGUAAAUCAUCCCUUGUCAAUGCCCUGCGAGGAAUGACAGAUUAUGAAGAAGGUUCAGCCAGGAUAGGAGUAACGCAAACAACGAUGGAUAUCCACGGGUAUCCUCAUCCCUUAUUUCCAAAUGUAACUUUAUGGGAUCUACCAGGAUUCGAGACACUUGAAUUUAAACCACAAGAUUAUCUGAAGAAGGUCAAUUUUAGUCAAUAUGAUUUCUUCAUCAUUGUUGCCUCGGAACGAUUCAGCGAAAACGACGUCCUCCUGGCCCAAGAAAUUAAGAAAAUGCAGAAGAAGUAUUAUUAUGUGUAUUCCAAGAUGGAUCUGUAUAUGGAUUCUGAGAGAAGGAAACCCAACUUCAAUGAAAACCAGGUCAUUGAGAAAAUAAAGACCUAUUGCUGUGAGAUUUUGAGAACGGCAGAUGAGCUUUCCCCAAGGGUUUUCCUCAUGUCCAGGAUGCAUUUGAAUAAAUAUGAUUUCCCUCUCUUGCAAGAGACUUUGGAAACGGAACUAGAUGGUCUCAAGAGACACGCUUUAAUCCUGGCUUUGCCAGUUUUCUCGAGAGAAAUCUUGGAAAAGAAAACCACUGCUAUGGAAACCCUUAUAUGGAAAGUUGCUAUUGUGUCCUGUUUUUGGGGGGCAAUUCCAGGACUCUCUUUGUUCUGUGAACUUGGCAUCUUAGUGAGAACACUGCUCCAUUUCCACAAAGUCUUUGGCUUGGAUGAAGAGUCCCUCCGCAGAGCUGCAAAACAGGUCAGCAGAGAUUACCAGGUGUUGAAAUCUGCUGUCAAAAAGUCUCCCAGGUCCAGUGAGAUCACUCCAGAAUUAGUAAUUGGUCUCUUGAACAAGUCAGUGUUCUGUGGGACCCUUAUAGUCUUUGGACUUGUCUUUGAUUUUGGACCAGUGUUGGGGUUGCUGGCUGGGUCUCUGGUUGGAGGAGUGAGCUCCUUUGUCACCACACUCUACAUGGUGAAGAGCUUUCUUAAAGACGUUGUGGAAGAUGCUGAGAGUGUCCGGGCAAAAGCUGCUGAGCCUUAAGCCUUCCCAAACCAGCCAUUAAAGAUCCAAGGAGGUAAAUCCAAGGAACAGAUUUGUAAAUAAACAUACAAAACCAAAACUCAGCAAGAGAAAAAAAACAAGCAUUUCUGUUGGGAUUUUCCCCCUUU
This is a messenger RNA of Sphaerodactylus townsendi, 1361 nucleotides long. RefSeq names its product interferon-inducible GTPase 5-like. Gene Ontology annotation, molecular function: GTP binding; GTPase activity. Gene Ontology annotation, cellular component: membrane. Bases 1 to 1233 code for a protein of 410 amino acids. NCBI's taxonomy places the organism in Eukaryota, Metazoa, Chordata, Lepidosauria, Squamata, Sphaerodactylidae. The record is from RefSeq and is a predicted model, not a curated record. The transcript is spliced from 2 exons.